GCUACAAUUCCACACAGGUUUUUACUCCAACAAGGGGAAAUGAAAGUAUCUUCUAAGUAUAAAGCAGCUAAGACCUUGCCUGUAUCUUGCCAUAAAACUCGUGGCACACAGCCCCACAGAUCCCAGCAGGGCAUGCAACAAGCUGCUGUUAAAAACGCUCCGUGCAAAGCCCGGUGAUGAUUCAGUGGCCGUGACUCGCACAGGACGCAGUAAUUCUUAUAUUAAUAAUUAAAAUGGCUGUCCCUGGAGUGGCAGCCAUUUUAUGGCUACAAAGGUUACUCGGGGUAAGGAUCUUAUCACAAGACUUAAGCCCAGAGUUACGUAACCAGUUUACAGUUUAGGGAAGCUUGCUCUGACACGGAAUUUCUAUUUAGCGCUCGGUGGCAACAAAUCCAACCCCCGCACUGAAAUCUGUCUGAAAUAUAAGCUGUGGGAGAAUUGUCAGACGCGCUUCUCUCGCUACUACUCCAGCCGCGGAAACAUGUCCGGCUUCCUGGAGAGCCUGCGCUGCUCGGAGUGCGUGGACUGGGGCGAGAAGCGCAACACCAUCGCCUCGGUGGCCGCGGGGGUGCUGUUUUUCACAGGCUGGUGGAUCAUCAUCGAUGCUGCUGUGAAAUACCCUCAGGUGGAGGAUUUCAACCAUUCCUACCACGCCUGCGGGGUGAUUGCCACCAUCGCCUUCCUCAUGAUCAACGCCGUGUCCAACGGGCAGGUGAGGGGGGACAGCUACAGCGAGGGCUGCCUGGGCCAGACAGGAGCUCGAAUCUGGCUCUUCAUUGGCUUCAUGAUGGCUUUUGGGUCCCUCAUUGCCUCCAUGUGGAUCCUCUUUGGGGGCUACGUGGUUAAAGAAAAACCAGUGGUGUACCCAGGAAUAGCAGUGUUUUUCCAGAAUGCAUUCAUCUUUUUUGGGGGCCUGGUGUUCAAGUUUGGUCGCACGGAGGAUUUGUGGCAGUGAACCCCCCUGGAGUGCCCUGGGCUUUAACUGCACCCCAAAAGUUUUGUAAAACCAUUUUGUAAAGCUUCCAUUGUGUCUGAAGAGAAAUCAAGGAAAGCUGAAAGCACUAAAUCCAGCUCUUUUCUGGUUAUUUUUUUUACUCUUGUACGUCCACUUCAGUGGUGUGGUGUUUUUGAGAAAUGGAAAAUUGCUACAAACAGUGGAGUCACUUUUCUAAAAUGAUGUUUGUUACAAAUAAAAGGAGAGUGGAAUAUGGAUGUAUUUAACCAGCUCUUUCUAUGAUGUUAUUUACAAUCCAAGACUUACUAAAACUGCAUUUAAACAACCUUUUAACAGAUAUUUAUUAAAUAUUUCCUAGAUCUGGGCAAUAUAACCAUUUCUUCAAUUUCAAA
Molecule: messenger RNA, 1347 nt
Organism: Pyrgilauda ruficollis (rufous-necked snowfinch)
Lineage: Eukaryota; Metazoa; Chordata; Aves; Passeriformes; Passeridae
Gene: TMEM50A
Product: transmembrane protein 50A
Exons: 7
Coding region: 482-955 (157 amino acids)
Biological process (GO): protein targeting to vacuole; late endosome to vacuole transport via multivesicular body sorting pathway
Source: RefSeq, a predicted model, not a curated record